Molecule: messenger RNA, 1362 nt
Organism: Rhinichthys klamathensis goyatoka
Lineage: Eukaryota; Metazoa; Chordata; Actinopteri; Cypriniformes; Leuciscidae
Exons: 4
Coding region: 610-1338 (242 amino acids)
Source: RefSeq, a predicted model, not a curated record
AUCCACUGGGAAGUAGUUUUAAGCCCAGUGGUGGACGAUGCUCACCUUUCAGAUUUCACUGUGGAUACAGCAAGCAUGACAUCGACUCAGUCAUCAGCUUCAUCACCCCAUUUAGUUUCUCCUCUCUCUACAUCUAGAUUUGAGCAGUGGCCAAGCAUGUUUCCAGUGCCUUCAUUUUCAUAUGAUGUGGAGUUGAGGCUGAAAAAAGCUAAUGAGGAUCUUCAAGAAAAUGGAACAGCCCUGAUUGUUCCAAGAGACAUGAAAAUGAAUAUCUUGGACAAAUUGGCUGAAACUGUGUCUUACAAAGCCUACCCAAAAGACUCUUAAAUAGAGAAGGUUGCAUCUGCUUUGGUAGAAAAACACCCCAGUCUCAAAGACCCAGGAUCUGACAUGACAGGAUGUGAAGCAUGGAAAAUUAGCCUGAAGUUUAAAAUGGCUAAUUAUCGUCAGAAACUCUGCAAUGCAGGAUGCAGUGAGAUGGCUGUGAAUAUCCACUCUAGACAAGGUUCAUCUCGAGGAUCUCUCAAGAGACCCAGAAGAUCUGAACUCAACUUUCUUCCCGACCAUCCUGUUGGUUUGGAUGAAGAAUUGGAGAAGGAAAGGUAAUUUAUGCAGGAAGAAGUGAAAAAGAGAAAUUUGACCUUGACCGUUUUGAAUGCAAAGAUGGAGACAACAUUUUCCUUGAGGAUAAAGGAAAUUGUGCAGGAUCAGCCGCUGGUGUCAACAAUCAAGCAAAGAUUGCCAGGACUGUUUUUUGAGGAGGAGGUUUGUGCUGAAUUCUUCCGCAUCAACCAUAUUGACCUGAAGUCAACAUUCCUGACAUCGCUGGACAAUCACACCCAGGGGUUGCUGAAGAUGUACAGAGCCAAAGCAAGACAGGGAAGGUGGAACAACUUGGAUGAACUUCUGGAGAAACUGGAUGCCCAGACCACAGAUCUAACUACUUAUAGAAGGUCUGCUGUUCUUCGUGGUCUUCCCCUGUACUUGAUAGAGCCAGCUUCAAUUUCAAAGACUAUUAAGGAUACUGAGGCACUGGGGCCACACACAAAGGCCAUGAAAAUGAGGAUCCUGGAAGUGACUGACAGUUCUACCAACUCAGGACCAUUUCCCACAGUGGUCAAUGUGGCUGUAGUACUGGAGGAGGAAGUUGUCAUGGACAAUCUGGGAUACUUCACAAAUGCCCUCAUGAUGCUCUUUGGUCUGCUUUAUGCUGUAAAUAUGGAGUACCCUAAGGACUUAAGGUACACAUUCGAGGCAGUCCAGAAGAUUAUCUUAAACCUGGGAAAAGAGUACACAGCAAGGAUACAGUCCUUGAAAAACAAGUUAUUACAGGUGUAAUGAUCAUUACAUGUUAAUUGUCAG